AUGUACAAACUCACUGCCGAUGAUCUCGAUGACUCGUGUGACGACAACACUCCCAUCAUUCGCGCAGCAGCCAAGUCCAACCCCGCAGUAUUGGAAGCCCUUCUUGCCCAUCACGCAACGGCCAGCGCAGAAGAAAACCUCACCAAGAGAGAACGCUUCCGCCUCGAGCGCCUGGGGCCGAGUGCUACUGUGGGAGGAACAGCAUGCAAUCAGUUUCUGUCGCCUAUCAAAUCGGCAAUCCGUGCCCACCUGCCACACAACCUUCGUCUCCUUUUGGCUGCAGGGGCAAACCCAGAUGGCAUAGAUCGGGUAUGUAUGUCAGACUAUUCUGUGCGAUGGAUUCGUGGCCGUCAUUUUCGCGACGAUGUAACGAGCUUCGGUUGCUGUAAGCCCCGUGCUAUUGUUCUCGCAAAUGCGCAGUGCAAGGGUAUCAGUCACCAGCUAUGCCCCUUGACCCCUGGGGAACUCGAUGAACGAUGUCAUGGGUUCCCCCGAUUCUGGACGGAACCGAAUGUACCAGGUCAAAGACUGAGGAUGGAGAAGGCAUUCACAGCGCUGGAAGUCGCUGCCCAGGUAGGUGAUGUGGAAUGCCUGGAUAUCCUUCGUGCAGCUGGGGCGGAUGAGUCUGCAUGGGUGCAGGAAGUGUCCUUGGACGAAAAGCAGAUUCAAAUGGAUGAUGCAGAGUGGUCGAUUUCCUUUCUAUCGACAUCUUCGCCUGUCCACGAAGCUAUUACAGCUGGUCAGCAGUCUAUGCUUCGCCACCUCUUGUCCACCUGUGGAUACUCGCCUAACUACCGCUCCUACGCUGCUCCGACUGUUGCCCUUCCGCCACUUUCUUACGCCAUCGCUCGUUGCGAUUUGAAUGACCCUGGCGUACAGAGAUGUUUAGUAGAUCUUCUGUCUCACCCUCGGCUAGACGCAAAUCUACGCACGCCCAUUUUCAACAUCCACCCCCUUCACUUUGCAACUGCGCACCACGACCCGCAACUCCUUAUAUGGUUAGCCAAUCUGAUUCCGGGUGGGUACGAAGCUGCAGGGACCACAGCCUUAGGACAUACACUACUUCAUAUAGCUUGCCUACCUCUCACAGCCACUCAAAUCGUGGCUCGCAAUCCGGAAGUUGCAAAGAGCAUACACUGUGCUCGCACCUUGGAUUCUCAGUGGAAACCCCAUCGUCUACCGAGUCCACUUCACAUGGAAUUCUCUACGGCAGAAUCAAUAGGUUUGGGAUAUAAGAUAACUCCGAUGACGGCGGCUGAACAGGUAGCACAACAGGAUACAAUCCAAGUUCUAUUGGAAUGGAGCGGUGUAGACCUUAGGGCGAAGGAUCUAGAAGGAAAUACCGCCCUACACUAUUUGGCUGGGACUUUGAACAUGAGUGAGGAUACAAUUGAGAUGAUUCGCCAGAUGGAAGGGGGUGAAGAAGUCUGGCUAGAGUCAGAGAACUGCUAUGGAGUCACUCCGAAGGAGAUGUGGGGAGAGUAA
Penicillium daleae is the source of this 1485-nucleotide messenger RNA. RefSeq lists its product as uncharacterized. NCBI's taxonomy places the organism in Eukaryota, Fungi, Ascomycota, Eurotiomycetes, Eurotiales, Aspergillaceae. The record is from RefSeq and is a predicted model, not a curated record. The transcript has a single exon. Bases 1 to 1485 code for a protein of 494 amino acids. Gene Ontology annotation, molecular function: protein binding.